Colletotrichum orchidophilum is the source of this 1083-nucleotide messenger RNA. RefSeq lists its product as uncharacterized. Bases 1 to 1083 code for a protein of 360 amino acids. The record is from RefSeq and is a predicted model, not a curated record. The transcript has 2 exons. NCBI's taxonomy places the organism in Eukaryota, Fungi, Ascomycota, Sordariomycetes, Glomerellales, Glomerellaceae.
AUGGCAUCCGCAUUCAAGUCAUUCGUUGUAGGCGCAAAGAAGUUCGCCCUUGGUACUGCCCAUGGAGUAUCGGCGCUCGAGCUGUUCCCCAAGACGGACCCCAUCAUUGACGGGGAGGAUUGCGAGCACGACUGCGAGAGCUGCCAUGUCAAGUACCCCAAGGGCUUCAAGAUCGACGACAGCGACGAGCUAUAUGGCAUGGUCAAGGGAUGGAGCACGCACGCCCUCGUCGCGACGGGCAAGAGCGAUUGGGUGAGGGACGUCUCGGACGAAAAGGGCAGCGUGAUGGAGGCGAUCGGCAAGGCCGCGGCGCCAAGUAACGGGAAAUUGAUGCUGUCGGCCUCCAACAUUCCAACCCCGAAUCACUCGAGCGACUACGCGGAACCUACGACAGUCCUCCUGCUCCCCGCCUUCGUCAUCAUCGACCACGUCACCCCGAAAAGCGUGCCCGAGCUCAUCACCGAAUUCGUCGAUAAAGCCCCGACCAACACCUCCCCCCUGGCGCCGCUCGCCCUCCCGACCUCCAUCCCCGUAGCCUCGACCAACGGCACCAAGAGGGGGGCGGCCGCACCAAGCAUACCACCAGAGAUUUCCCGCCGCCCGUGUCCGCACAGCGCGCUGAUCCUCCUCUGCUCGCAAAAGACGCGCGACGCCCGCUGCGGCCAGUCCGCGCCGCUGUUGCGCAAGGAGCUGGAGCGCCACCUGCGGCCCCUGGGCCUCUUUCGCGACAUGGACGACGAGAGGCCAGGCGGGGUGGGCAUCUACUUUAUUUCGCAUGUCGGUGGGCACAAGUACAGCGCCAACGUCAUGGUGUACCGCCGACCCGACGCUUUUGGGCUGGACGACGUGGAGCGCGUGAAGGAGGUGGCCGGCGGCGGCGAGCUGAAGCCCAAGGCGAAGACGACGACUGAGCUGCCGCAGACGGAGGACGUGGGCGCGGCGCAGUGUAUCUGGCUAGCGAGGAUCAAGCCAGAGGACUGCGAGAAUUUGGUAAAGUAUACCAUCCUGCAGGGCAAGGUUGUGAAGCCUGAGACGCAGUUGCGUGGCGGUUUUGAUAGGUCGAAGGGCAUUAUGAGUUGGUAA